CAUUUAACGUCAUACAUUCCGCAUUCAUCCCACAAUCACGCAACACAAGUAUUUUGUAAACAACAGUCAUUUAAGAGAACACACGCACUCUGGCACUCGCGUCUCGAACAUGUCUCAAAUACUGAAGGCCGUAUUAUUUGCCGCCUAUAUAGCGCUUCUCAUACAAUUCCUAAAACUUUUACGCCCACCGCAGAAAGCAAUCGAAAUUGAAUACAUCGUCAGACCUCCCGGCACUUACAAGAAGAUAAUGAGAGAAAUUAAAAAGAUGAAUGAGAAAAAUAAGAGCAAAUAUCAGAUCUUUGAUCUAACCUUUCAGAAACCGCUUAGAUUACCAACAGAUUUAAUAUAUAUUUUAAAGUGGACGCAAGCUAUGACUCACUACUCAAGUCCGGACUUUAUUAACGGACAGCGGCCAUUUUUGGACAACGACUGCCCAAUUUACAAUUGUUUUAUGACAAACGAUAAAAGCAUGCUGCAAGAUCCUAGAUAUUUUGACGCUAUAUUAUUCGACGUUGAAAACAAUUGGGAUUAUCAUCCGAGCAUCAGAGCAUUGCAUCAGAAAUACAUCUUUACUGCUUCUGAACCAGCCGGUAUAUUCCCUAUCUGCGAAUCUUCAUACAACAACUACUACAACUGGACUUGGAGCUAUAGGCUUGACUCAACAAUCCCCCAACCAUUUUUCAAUAUCUACUUCAAAAACGGUACAAUUGCUGGACCUCAGUUAAAGAUGCAGUGGCUUGAUAAUUCUUACCCACUCUCCAACAGUGUAAAAUCGAAGCUAAAAGGCAAAACAAAGCUGGCCGCUUGGUUUGUAUCACACUGCAAUACAAAAAGUAAAAGGGAACAUCUUGUAUCCGACUUGAAUAAAUAUCUGGAAAUGUAUAAUUUCACAAUAGACAUUUAUGGUAUGUGCGGUAAACAUGCUUGUCCCAAGGAUGAUACGAAUUCUUGUUUGGAGAUGUUGCAAAGAGACUAUUACUUUUAUCUGGCGUUUGAAAACUCGUUAGAUGUGGAUUACGUGACGGAAAAAGUGUCGAAUGCGUUGAAUUAUUAUACUGUGCCUAUAGUUUACGGAGGUGCUGAUUAUUCUAGGUUUUUGCCACCAGACUCGUAUAUUGACGCGAAAAAAAUGGCCCCAGUGGCGCUGGCAUCUCUGAUGUUUGAGAUCGUUAAGGACCCGGUCACUUAUUACACAUAUUUCGGGUGGCACAAUAACUACGACUACAAAACCAACUCCCUGGGGUCCCACCUGUGCCGGCUCUGCGAAAUGCUGAACCACUCCCCGCAGCCUUCUGAACUUGGAAACUUCACCCAGUGGUGGAACACUGAGGGCGCCUGCCAGGAAAAGGUGGCUGAUGCAAAGGCAUUAGAUAGUCAAAAAAAUUCCAGCAGUGCUAAGGUAUAA
This is a messenger RNA of Cydia fagiglandana, 1405 nucleotides long. Its product is annotated as alpha-(1,3)-fucosyltransferase C-like. The record is from RefSeq and is a predicted model, not a curated record. Lineage: Eukaryota; Metazoa; Arthropoda; Insecta; Lepidoptera; Tortricidae. The coding region runs from base 110 to 1405 and encodes 431 amino acids. Gene Ontology annotation, cellular component: membrane. Gene Ontology annotation, molecular function: fucosyltransferase activity. The transcript is spliced from 3 exons.